Bolinopsis microptera is the source of this 1511-nucleotide messenger RNA. RefSeq names its product 23 kDa integral membrane protein-like. The transcript has 6 exons. Gene Ontology annotation, cellular component: plasma membrane. The record is from RefSeq and is a predicted model, not a curated record. NCBI's taxonomy places the organism in Eukaryota, Metazoa, Ctenophora, Tentaculata, Lobata, Bolinopsidae. The coding region runs from base 38 to 778 and encodes 246 amino acids.
ACCUUUAGCAAGGGUAUUUGAACUAAAUCGUCCUGUAAUGGGGUGUAAGAAGAAUAUUAUAAAACUCCUCUUGGUGGUUUUCAAUGUUAUUGCUGUGAUAAUCGGUCUUGCUUUACUUGGAAUUGGAGCUUACUCGAAAUACGAAUAUGGAGACGUUCUAGCGAUAACUGAUAGCGCUUUUACCAGCAUACCUGCCAUGCUAAUGAUAAUCGGGGUUCUUGUCUUCAUUCUCGGAUUUUUGGGAUGUUUUGGAUCGUUCAGAGAAAACCGAGUUGUUCUCAUUGUCUACACUAUCCUCCUGGUCCUGGUCCUUAUGGGAGAGGUUGUGGCUAUCAUUAUAUCUAUGAUCUACAAGGGAAAGAUCGAAGAGUCGGUCGAAGACGGACUUGAGCUGAAAGUUGAGGGAUACGUAACUGGGAUAGCUGACGAUAUCGAGAUCAUGGACAAGAUACAGGAUACACUACAGUGCUGUGGUAUUCACGGUCCGGAGACGUACACCAAUAACACAGAGUGGCUUAAGAAUCACAGUAACGUUACUGUACCCGCUAGUUGUUGUGGUUCGGUCACUGAACGCGAUCCUAUAAGACGCACCUGCAAAACCUCCAACGACCUGCUCUACACUGAGGGCUGUCUGGAUCUGACAACCCACACGCUGAAAGACAACACAGGUCUUAUUAUUGGGAUCACAAUGGGCUUCAUCGUCAUUCAGAUAAUUGGGGUGUGUCUGGGCUGUGUCUUCUGCCAACGUAUCGCACGUGACGGUUACAAGGAGGUCUAAACACGUGACGUCAUCACAACACCACGUGACGUCAUCACAAAACCACGCGACGUUAUCACAACACCACGUGACGUCAUCACAACACCACGUGACGUCAACACAACACCACGUGACGUCACAUUUUAUUAUCUGUAACUAUCAAUGUAGCUGUAGAUAUUAUCUAGUUAUAUGUUUUAAGUCUUAUUUUAUUGGACUGGAAGUAAAAUGAACCCUGGACUAAUCAAAUUGCAAAUCUCGAGAGUUUGUGUAAAUAACCAAUGUUUUUCAUCUUUUAAAAUAUUAUUACCAGAUUAAUUUAACAAGAUUCUCAAGUAAAGCGAGCUGACAAUAAAUAGUAAUAACACUUAUUUACACAUGCUGUAAAAACUUUCUUAUCGGUCUUGCCUGUUGUUAAUAUUGAAACUGAUUUUAUUAUUUCACCAUCAACUUUGCAAUAAAUCACAAGACUUUUAAUCAAAAGAAUCGCAUUUUGUAGAAUAUUUAACGUACACUGCUAACUGUAUAGAAGGUUUAAAGAUAAUUUGUGAAGAUUUAGAUAUUCGAUUGUAAGAAUCCUUUUUGCCACGCGACACCUUGGUAAUUCAAAAUGUUAAUUUAAAUAUCUCAAAUUCGUGCUGUAAUUGUUUUACGUGCUAAUCACAAUCACUAGCUGUUUAUUUCAUUGUAUUCUGUGUCCAUUUAGUUUAAGUGCCGGGUGAUCAGAUUUUUCUGUUUUCAAAAACUUUUCGUUCAA